Mesorhabditis belari is the source of this 681-nucleotide messenger RNA. The record is from the annotation of a GenBank genome assembly. Lineage: Eukaryota; Metazoa; Nematoda; Chromadorea; Rhabditida; Rhabditidae.
AUGAGGCUAACGUCGCCUUUAUCGACGAAUCAUUCUGAUGCAAUCAGCAAGCUGAGAAAAUUUCGCACCAAACUAGGCAAUGGUAUGUGUGAAAUCCUCCCCAAUCUUUUUCUUGGAAGUCUUCGUGAUGCAACUGAUUUGGAACUCCUUGAAAAGUGCGGAAUUCGCCAUUUGGUGUCGAUCCACGAAUUGACCAUCUCUCAUACUGGACAUGCGAACUUAGGAAUUGAUAUAUUACAAAUCGCACUAGCUGAUUGUGCCUCGUCGAAGAUUGCCAAUCAUUUUGCAACGACUAACAGCUUUAUUCACCGAAGCCGUUUAAAUAAAGAGCCAGUGCUGGUCCACUGCUUGGCCGGCGUAUCUCGAAGUGCGACAAUUGUUCUCGCUUAUCUCUGUACUAUAGCCGAAAUUUCUUACUUCAACGCUCUCUCUCAUUUGACCUCAUGUCGUCCCAUUGUGAAUCCAAAUUACGGUUUUCGUAUGCAACUAUGUAAAUACAUCGAAAAGGACGUAACAAAGGAACGACUUCGUUUACGAUGUGAAUUUAGUGAUCAUCCUUUUGAUAAUCUCUGGGAACUCGACCAAGCUGUACUUGGCCAUAAAAUUGAUCUCUCAAUUUCUCGAUCCUCUCCUUCAUCUUCCGUUACGACGAUCUAUGGAAAAAGCAAAAAGAAAAUUGUU